Molecule: messenger RNA, 3879 nt
Organism: Oncorhynchus tshawytscha (Chinook salmon)
Lineage: Eukaryota; Metazoa; Chordata; Actinopteri; Salmoniformes; Salmonidae
Product: DCC-interacting protein 13-alpha
Exons: 21
Coding region: 135-2390 (751 amino acids)
Biological process (GO): signaling
Cellular component (GO): endosome membrane; cytoplasm
Molecular function (GO): identical protein binding
Source: RefSeq, a predicted model, not a curated record
AUCCGCAUGUAAGGAUGAUAUGUGUGUGGAGGUUGAUCUGAAGGGAAAACAUUCAGUGGGAGUGAUAGCCUAGCUAUUUCUUAUUGACCGAUUACAGUUCCUAGUCGUACGAAUUGAAAUAGCUAGCUAUAGCCAUGCCUGGAAUAGAUAAAUUACCGAUCGAGGAGACAUUCGAGGACAGUCCGCAGACGCGCUCCCUGCUCGGUGUGUUCGAGGAGGAUGCGGCUGCAAUAUCCAACUACUCCCAGAAGCUCUUCCAGGCCAUGAACAGAAUCUACGAUGCACAAAAUGAGUUGAGUGCUGCCACCCAUCUCACCUCCAAACUUCUGAAGGAGUAUGAGAAACAGCGCUUCCCUCUUUGCAGCGACGACGAGGUCAUGAGCUCCACCCUGCAGCAUUUUGCCAAAGUCAUAGACGAGUUGAGUUCCUGUCAUGCAGUCCUCUCCACUCAGCUGGCUGACGCCAUGAUGUUCCCUAUCAGCCAGUUUAAGGAGAGGGACUUAAGAGAGAUACUGACUCUGAAGGAAGUGUUCCAGAUUGCCAGUGAUGAUCAUGACAUGGCCAUCAACCGAUACAGCCGUCUCUCUAAAAGGAGGGACAAUGAGAAGGUGAAGGGCGAGGUGAUGGAGGAUGUGUAUACCUCCAGGAAGAAGCAGCACCAGACCAUGAUGCACUACUUCACAGCCCUCAACACUCUGCAGUACAAGAAGAAGAUUGCCAUUCUGGAGCCGCUGCUGGGGUAUAUGCAGGCACAGAUCAGCUUUUUCAAGCUGGGAUCAGAGAACCUCACCCAGCAGUGGGAAGAUUUCCUCACCAACAUAGGAACCAGCGUUCAGAAUGUCCGCAGGGAGAUGGAUGGUGAGGUAGAUGUAAUGCAACAGACCAUCCAGGACUUGGAGCAGGCCAGUGACCUCCUCUACAUGCCAGACCCCGACCCUAGCCAGGUUCCUGUCAACCGCAACCUCACACGCAAGGCCGGCUACCUCUACAGACGAAAUAAAACGGGCCUAGUGUCUUCCUCCUGGGAGCGGCAGUACUUCUUCACCCAGGGAGGGAACCUGAUGGGCCAGGCACGAGGGCAUGUAGCUGGGGGUCUGGUCAUGGACAUCGAUAAUUGCUCUGUCAUGGCCGUGGACUGUGAAGACCGACGCUUCUGCUUCCAGAUCACAUCCUUUGACGGCAAGAAGGUGGUCAUAUUGCAGGCAGAUAGCAGAAAGGACUGUGAAGAGUGGAUUGCAACUAUAAACAACAUUUCAAAGAGGAUAUAUCUGAGUGAGAACCCAGAGGAAAUUGCAGCCAGAGUGAACCAAUCAGCUCUUGAGGCUGUGACACCGUCUCCCUCCUUCCAGCAGAGGCAUGAGAGUAUGCGGCCGACCACACAAGGGCGGUCCCGGGCAGCGCGGACCAGCAGUGUGAGCUCAGUGGGCUCUGAGACGGCCUCACCGGCCCUCUCUGUCCUCUCAUUGGACGCCCUGGUGGCUCCUGACACGCCCAUCCAGUUUGACAUCAUCUCUCCAGUCAGCGAGGAGUACGCAGGCCAGGCCAAGGCUGCGGGACAGGGCAGAAGGACCAACCCGUUUGGUGAAUCAGGAGACACUCCACCUGAGGAGAGUGAAGGUAGUGUCUCUGUCUGUCUGUGUCAGGUCUGUCUUGCUGUGUGUCUGUGCGCAUGCCAUUGUCUGUGUGUGUCACCCCCCCCCCUCUCUCUAUCUAUCUGUCUCUGUGUCCAUCCAGACUCCAUCCUGCACCAGCUGUUCAUUGUGCGUUUCCUGGGUUCUAUGGAGGUGAAGAAUGCAGACAGCUCUGACGUCAUCUAUGAGACCAUGAGACAGAUCCUAGCAGCCAGGGCCAUACAUAACAUCUUCAGGAUGACUGAGUCUCACCUGCUGGUCACCUGCGACUGCCUCAAGCUCAUCGAUCCUCAGACACAAGUCACACGGCUGAGGUUCCCUCUUUCCAGUGUGGUGGUGUGUUCGUCCCACCAGGAGAACAAGCGUCUGUUUGGAUUCGUCCUGCAGACUGCAGAAGGCAGGGUGGACGGACGACCUGUCAUCGUCUGCUAUAUCUUUGAGUCCAACAAUGAUGGGGAGAAGAUAUGUGACAGUGUUGGGCUGGCCAAACAGAUCGCUUUCCACUCAGAGAUGGAUCGCAAAGCUACAGAGAAGAAGGAGGAGCAGGACAAGGCCAAGGAGAAACAGCAGGAGGAGCUGAGUAAACAGAAACAGAUUGAAAAGGACCUGGAGGAACAGAGCCGUUUAAUCGCAGCCUCCAGUCGCCCCACCCCCCCUGCUCCUAGUGCUGAUGGGCAGUUCCUGGUGCUGAGCAAAAGCCAAUCAGAGGACAGUGAUGCAGGACAGGAGGGGCGGGAGAAGGGAGAGUCGGAGGCCUAAGUGAAUGGAAGGGAAAGAGCUUUCAUCAGAUACUACUUUGGACCAUCAAACUACCGGAAAUCGAUCAUCUUCAAUGGAAAGAGAAGACUGAGCAAUUGUUUGUGUGAUUUUUGGUCCAUAGGGCAGGCACAAUUGGCCCAGCGUCUUCCGGAUUAGGGUUUGGUCGGGGUAGGCCGUUACUGUAAAUAAGAAUUUGUUCUUAAUUGACUUGCCUAGUUAAAUAAAUGUUAAAAAGUCACCUAUGUUGAGCCAAUGUUCUUUUCUGAACAGACAACUGAACAAGCUUGGCGAGGUCUUACUACAAAGUACUAUCCGGUGAAAAUGUAGUUAGAGCGGGAGUUGGUUCCUUGGCUCCUCAACCCUGGGCCUCGACUUAGCCUCUAUGGGCUUUUCUCUGGCUCCUACAUUGUUUUACAGAGGAGUUGUUCUGCAAAUAGACUUUAUAACAUUACACAAAGAUGGAUUAAGACCCCACUAAACUAACAAAAGAAGAGGAGAAAUAAAUGUGUGUGUGUGAAUCACUGAACACUCAAAGAAUCCUUCCGGAUCUUUCUCAUCCUCCAUAUGUAAAUCAUGUGUACUGGUAUUCAGAGGAAAUGUAGAAGGAGAUGAUUAAUGCUUUUAAGCUUUUUUUUAAUAAUCAGGGUGACUGAAAACCAUUGGCAUACUAGAAAACAUAGAGUUUAUAGAGUAUAUUAAUUUGUUGGGGAAGGAAGACAUUGCACAUGUUAAUACUGUAAUGACAUAAAAUACUUGUUUAUCCAUUCAGCUAACACGCUUGCAUGUGCUUUGGAUCCCAUCAUUCAAGAUACCUAAUUGCCACGCUUUUUUCCCCGUCUAUAAUGAAUAUUUACCGUUUCAAUGGAUCAGACUACUUGCCAUAGCCCAACAGGCCUUGUGCCUGAGGUGUAAUGUAUUCAUCUCAUUGGUUGGAACAAAGAACAACACUAUAAAACAAAGUGCUAAAUCAGGGCAUUGACUCUUAAAAGGAAAAAUGGGAUCUAUGAACUGUUUGUUUUUCCCCAUUAUGUCUGUUAAAAUCGAUUGUUUUGAAAUGGUUUGUGUUUUUCUCAGAUUUCUGUACAAAGAAAUGCACUACAUACAGUAUGUAUACUAUUGAACAGUUUGUCUGAAAUGUUCCUCACUCUUAACCCAUUGCUAUGUAAGUUUGUGCUGAGCUCUGACUAAGUUUAUCACUUAUCAACUCAUAGUGAACACAUGUUGCAGUGACAUGAUGCAGGGAAAACUAUCAUAUCAACAAAGUGGAAUUGAUUUGACAUAUUACUGAUAAUGAAAGUUGAGUCUACUUUAUUAUCAUUUUGGGGAAAGGUGUUUAAAGGAGUAGUUAGGAACUGUUAGAUGUUAAUAGGGGGGACUGCACUUUAAUUAUUGAUGCAGGGGGAAAUAGGAUCAUGUUUACUCUAUAUACUUCAGUGAUUACUGUUGCAGUCUUAAAUAGCUUUUCAACAAUAAAGCUACACUAAUUGAA